Acyrthosiphon pisum (pea aphid) is the source of this 2509-nucleotide messenger RNA. Its product is annotated as inactive pancreatic lipase-related protein 1. Gene Ontology annotation, molecular function: triacylglycerol lipase activity. Lineage: Eukaryota; Metazoa; Arthropoda; Insecta; Hemiptera; Aphididae. The record is from RefSeq and is a predicted model, not a curated record. Gene Ontology annotation, biological process: lipid catabolic process.
UAGUACAUAUUAUGAACAGUUAACAAGCGCACAUAGUGUUCAGUCGACCAAUGAUCAUUAUUCAGCGAAGGUGCAAGUCAUAUUUAUAUCGUUAUGUUGUUUAAGUUCCAGUUUCUUUCCAUAGGAAUUUUAAUAUUCCUAAACACUUUAAAUAAUUGUAAUGGACAAUUACCCGAUAAUACUGUAACCAAAAUAACAGGAGUUGUUAAAAAUGCAGUGACAGGCGUUCAAGAUUCUACCACAUUGAUAGUACACAAUGUUAAAGAUAUUUGUGAAAAGAUUGGUGAUUGUGUGAAACAAAGUGGGACCAAAGUAGUAAACAAAACGGUUACGAUAACAAAAGAAUCGCUACAAAAUGGAGCUACUGUGGUGAACAAAACUAUCACGACAACCAAAGAGACACUUAAAAAAAUCCCAUUAAAAUCUAUUGAAGAAAUAAUAAAAAAAGCUAAAUGUGUGAUACCCAAGAAUGCCGAUAACAUCCUUAGAGCUGCAUUACUUCAACAGUGUAUCUCACCCAGUCUUGGUUUUGGGAACGAAUCUAGAUGUUUUGACGAACUUGGUUGUUUCUCAAUGGAACAUCCUUGGUCUUCAAAUUUAAGACCAUUUCCACAACCUAUGAAACCUGAAGAGGUAGAAGUAAAAAUCUACUCAUAUACUAGAAAACAAAAUGCUCGAUACACUGUACAAUUAUGGCCAAAUAUUUUAUUAGAAGGAUCGGAUUUCGAUCCUAAUAGGCCAUUCACUGUAUUUAUAGUACACGGAUUUAAUAGCGACGGAGAAAAUCAAUGGAUGUCUGGUCUUAAAGAUGCAUAUUUAAAACAACGUGAUGCAAAUAUUUUCUUAGUUGAUUGGGGAAAGGGAUCAAAGCAAUUUAAUUAUUUACAAGUAGCUUCAAACACAAGGAUUGUUGGUGCAGAACUAAUUAGGUUUGGAAAAUAUCUCGUUGAUCAUUAUCAACUGGACCCACUGAAAAUUCACGUAAUGGGUCAUAGUUUGGGUGCUCAUAUAUCCUCAUAUUUUGGUAAAGGCAUCCCCGGUUUGAGUCGAAUAACAGCAUUUGACCCAGCUCAGCCAGGAUUUGAAGGUUGUCCGAAAGAAGUACGAUUAGAUAAAUCAGACGCUCAUUUUGUUGACGUUAUACAUACUAGCUGUAGACCCACAGUUCCAUUUUUAGGUUUUGGACUUAUCACUCCCGUAGGCCACGUGGAUAUUUACAUGAAUGGUGGUUUCAUACAGCCUGGAUGUACUGUACCUCCAAUAAAUGAAGUAAAAUUAACGAGUAUUUCGGAUUUAGCUGCUAUUCCUGCUGAUGUACUCGGGACUUGGGUUGCUUGCUCUCACGGAAGAUCGUUUUCAUAUUUCAUCGAGUCAUUAGCAGACAAUUGUACAUUCUGGGCUCAGAAAAUAAAAUUAUUUUCUGCUAUUACAAAUGCUGCAACCGUCGGCCAACUCACGCCUAUUCUGAUGAAUAUUGACAAAUGUAAAUUUAAUGAAUGUGUACCAUUAGGUUUAAAUACUGAUCAAUAUCCAGGUAGAGGUGUUUUUAUUGCAGGAACUGCUUUUUUUGAACCAUAUUGUAAGAGCAAUUUGGAAACGGAUCGGCUUAUGCGGAAGGCAUUUAAAAUGAUGAAAUGAAUAAUUGGAAUACAUCAUAUAACAUAGGUAGAAACUUGAUCUGGGCAGUACAUACAGACUAUUCAUAAUACAGUGAAAUAUUUUCCAAGAAGCAUAUAUUAAUGUAAUUAUUUAAAAUCACGUUUGUUGUUAAAAGCUAUGUAUAACUAUAUAACUAUUGAACAAUUAUGUGUAAUUUUAUAUUAUUUUUAGAAAUACUUCAAUCGAACACAUUUCUGAUUAUAUUUUUAUGAUGAGAAUACCUCACCAUAUUUAUCUCUUUUCUAUUUUUCUAAUUUUAUUAUUUAUUAUUCAUUAUAAGUAUUUUUUAGUUAACCUGAAUAAAAUAAAAAUAAUUAUAAUUAAUUGUUAUUAGUUUGUCACCGAAGAUAGGUUAGUCUAGUUGUAUAUAAUAUAAUAUAGGUAGGAAGCAGAUAAAAGACGUAAUAUUUUGGAUAUGCUUGUAUGCACAAGGACAAACACGGUGAGACAACCUCGUAAGUCGUAGGAAUAUAUCUUAAUGGUUUCUAAUAAUUAAUGACUUACAUAGUUACAAAUGCUUUAAUUACUUGAGUUAGAAUCAAGAAACUUACUGCUUAGGUAGGUAUUGUAAUAUAUGUACAUUCUGCGAUGUUAAAUUAUCUGUAAAACAUACAGAAUCCAUAGGAGUCAAAAAUAAAAUAAAAAAAACUUAAUACUCCAAGCAAUUUAUAUGAAUAAAUCGGCUUCGAAGGUUUAAUAGAUGACGUAAACUCGUUCCUCAUUGUCUCAGAACUGUAAAAUUAAAUUAAAUUUUUUAUAUUUCUUUUAUCCUAUAUGCUAUUAGGUAUAUUUAUCUAAAUGUUAUUUAUUGUAUGAAUUACCAAUAAAGUUGAAUUUUAAUUUAAAUAAA